CGAGCAGCGAUGCCGGCGACUUGCGUGGGAAAGCCACCGGUCGCGGCGCCGACGAGACGCGUCCCGCGCGUCGUCGUCCCGCGCGUCUCGUCCUCGUCCUCGCCGCCGUCGCCGCCGAGCGGCGGCGCGCGCGGCGAUGGGGCCCCGGCGGACCCGCUGGCGAAGCACGUGGCCGCCAUCGAACGUUUCGGCACCCCGUUCGCGGUGGCGUCCGCCUCUGCCAGGUACCGCCUCGAGCCCGGGGUCGCGCCCGACGGCGGGGCGCUCUACUGCAACGUCGGCGGAUGGGUCCCGAAAGGCUCGAGAGGCGCCGCGGUGGACUACGCGCGGCUGUGCGCGCGCUGGCCGAAGGUGGAGGACGACGAGCUCUACCGAUGCGUCCGAAGGGUGAACCGAUGCGAGAGGCUCGCGGCGAACGAGCUGGUGGUUCGUUGGGAGACGGUGUUCGUCCCGGCGAAGCUGCGAUGGCUCCACGAUAUCGGCGAGGCGUGGCCGGGCGUGGACGUCGAGCUCUACGAUAUCCUGGAUAAGAUGGGCGAGCUCUCGAGGUUCAGGUGGCGGUCGCUCUUUCUGCUCUUUUGGAACACCGCGCGAACCGGGACGAUGCGGCUGCCCGCGGCGAAGAUCGAGAGCACGUCGCGGCUUCGCUUCGUCGAGGAGCGGGGUGCCGAGCGGGGUGCCGAAGGGGGUGCCGAGCGGGGUGCCGAAGGGGGUGCCGAUGCGGGCGCCGCGACAUUGACCCUCGCGGCGCACGACGAGACGAUAGACCUGAUCGCGCUCGUCAACGACGGAUCGGUGCGGAAUCGGCGAAUCUGCCGCGACCUUCUCGAGUUUCUCGACGUCCGGAAGCCUCCGGCGACAUCUCUGGAAGCCUGGGACGACCGAAUCACCGACUGCGUCAGGUGGUCCGAGGUUCCCGGCAUGGGCAUGUUCGACGUCGACGGGUUGGAGGAGGACGGCGACAGGGGCAAGGUUUACGAAGACGCGGUGGCGGUGUUGGCGUUUGGCACCGUCGUGUGCCUCUUCUUCGGCGUCGGCGUCGGGCGUUGGUACAUCCAGGGUCUGGAACACGAGCGGAUGAUGGCCGCGAUGCUGGAGACGGGCGCGUUUUAGCCCACCGUUUUAGCCGUUUUAGCCGUUUCGUCGACGCGAUUCGUUCACUUUUAUU
Molecule: messenger RNA, 1168 nt
Organism: Micromonas commoda
Lineage: Eukaryota; Viridiplantae; Chlorophyta; Mamiellophyceae; Mamiellales; Mamiellaceae
Exons: 1
Coding region: 10-1113 (367 amino acids)
Source: RefSeq, a predicted model, not a curated record